GGACGAAUAUGAAGAAGCUCAUGAAGAUGAGUAUAACAGUAUAUUAGAGUCUUCAAUUUCUACAAAUGUUUUACCAGUAGAAAACGAAUAUUUCAAAAAAAGAAUGAGAUAUAUAAGAAAAGUAUUAUUAAUAAAUAAAAUUAAUGAAUGGAAAAGAACACAAUUAAAUUGGCACAAAGAAAUGCGAAGAAGACAAUUAGUUAAAACUUUCUUACUGCAUCAGUUAAAAAAAAAGAAAACAAAGAAAAAAAAACAAUCAAAACUUUGGGUUCGAUCAAUCUUUACUGAAGAAAAGAGAUAUUAUCAAGGAGAUAGUAACAAUCUAAUUAGAGAAAUGGCAAAUGAUGAUUCUGCAAAAUAUUUUGAAUAUUUGCGAAUGACUAAAGAAUCCUUUGACAAUUUAUUGCAGUUACUUGAAUUAAGAAUCACAAAAAAACAUGUUAUAAGAAGUCCAAUAUCAGCGUCUAUGCGAUUGCAAAUCUGUUUACGCUAUUUAGCGUCAGGUGAUACAAUGCAUUCGAUUUCUUUCGCCUUUCGAGUUGGAUUGAAUACAGUUUCAAAAAUUGUAGCAGAAACUUGUGAAGCUAUUUGGGAUGUUUUAAAAGACAAAGUUUUUCCUGAAGUAACAGAGGCUUUGUGGAUCCAAAAAGCAAAGGAAUUUGAAUUUUUAUGGGAUUUUCCAAAUUGUAUUGGAGCAAUUGAUGGAAAACAUGUGCAAAUCAAGGCUCCACCUAAAAGUGGCUCAACAUUUUACAAUUAUAAAGGUACGCACAGUAUUGUACUUAUGGCAGUUGCGGACGCUAAUUGUUGUUUUACGAUAGUUGAUAUUGGAGCUGAAGGAAGACGAAGUGAUGGAGGUAUAUUCCAAAAUAGUAAACUUAGACGUCUAUUCGAAGAUAAGUGUUUAAAUGUACCAAAAGCAAGAUUAAUUUCAGACAGAGGUCCUGAGUUACCUUAUGUUAUAAUAGGUGAUGAAGCUUUUGCAUUAACUAGUUAUAUGUUACGUCCAUAUGCACGAAGAAAUAAUUUAAAUAUAGAUAAAAAAGUAUUCAAUUAUCGACUAAGUCGUGCUCGAAGAACAGUAGAAUGCACUUUUGGUAUUUUAACUUCAAGAUGGAGAAUUUUGCGAAGACCUACCCAGAUAGCCAAGAAUGUUAAAAUCACGUUUUGCCAAAGCUUUGCGACAAGGUGUGCUUUAAUUUUGACAACAAUUUUGUAGCAAACAUUUGUCUUGUUUUGGUUUGUCAAAAAGUUUGAAGCAAAUUGACUGCAAAAUGUUUCGUCUCACAAUGCUGUAAAUAAUAGGAAAAGGCUUGCCCGUAAAUUUUACGCAUAGAAGAACACGUAUGAUGCUAAUUCACGGUGUAACACAAACUUUACGCCAAUUAGUAGCAAAUCUUGUUAUACACGCUAUAAUAAUAGCAAAUUUACGACAAGAACAGAGCAAACCUUAUUGUACACGAUAUGAUAACACAUUUACGGAAAGAACAGAGCAAAGUAUACUCUGGCACAACGAGACGCAAAAUUCACGCAAAUAACAGAGCAAACCUUGCCAUGCACGG
Molecule: messenger RNA, 1562 nt
Organism: Formica exsecta
Lineage: Eukaryota; Metazoa; Arthropoda; Insecta; Hymenoptera; Formicidae
Product: protein ALP1-like
Exons: 2
Coding region: 104-1219 (371 amino acids)
Source: RefSeq, a predicted model, not a curated record